Messenger RNA from Ciona intestinalis (vase tunicate), 1666 nucleotides. RefSeq names its product endonuclease domain-containing 1 protein-like. The record is from RefSeq and is a predicted model, not a curated record. Gene Ontology annotation, molecular function: hydrolase activity; metal ion binding; nucleic acid binding. Lineage: Eukaryota; Metazoa; Chordata; Ascidiacea; Phlebobranchia; Cionidae.
AUAGGACUGUUAAAAUGUUACCAAAUCAAGUGCCUAUUUUCAUCUUUUUGAUGAUUCUCUCAAUCUGUGAUGGAAAACAGCUACUUGAAGAAGAAUUUGAAACUGAUGACGUAACAAGCGGCCUUUGUGAUGAAUUUUUCCAUGGAACACCAUGGCCUCUACCAUAUGAUGCUAAAGGUAGAGGGUUGGCAAGGUUAUGUCAAAACCAAAUUGAAGACGGUAAAGAAGGAAGGAUUGUGUUUGCCACAAUGUUCAGUACAACAGAGAGAAUUCCUGUGUAUACUGCUAAUACUGUUGUCUUGCAUAGAGAUGGUAAAGAAAAUCCGAGGCCCGGAAGUAAAUAUUGGUAUCGGGUUGCUCUUGCUUUGUGUUCUUUUGAUGAUUAUACUUUUGAUCCAAUUGAAUCCAUGAUAGGACACGCUGAAAAAGAUGAAAUGGAGCAGUGCAGAAAAUUUCAAGCUGUCACUGAAGAUUACACUCACAAUGGUUUAAAUCUUGACAGAGGCCAUUUAAGCCCAAAUUCAAUUAAUGAACAAGAUUUGGAAAAGCAAUUGGGCACAUUUACACUUACCAACGCUGCUCCUCAAUUUGCUGAUUUUAACCGUGAGGUUUGGAGGGUAUAUGAGUGUGUAGCACAGCAUACUAUACUUGACUACGUACCUGGUGAGAAGGUGUAUAUUAUAACUGGCACCCAUGGCGUGGCACUGGAUAAGAAUAACAACCCUUGGUGGAUGAAUGGAGAUGAUAUUGAUAUGGAUAAAAAUCCAGUAAAAAUUCCUGGGGUAUUACUGGAAAGCAUUUUGCUAUCCAGGAAAUAAAACACACUCUGCUUGGGGAUAUGCUAUUGUACAAAAAAAUGAAAACGUGUACAGAAAACCUGAUUACAAUGAAUACAUCACCCUAAAGGAAUUCAAUACAAGAGAUAUUAUAAUUGCACCCUUUGGCCCGAGUUGUAUGGAUGCAUCGUUUGGAGUUUUUUCAAAAGUCUUUGAGUAUUGGGACGAAUACACUUGAUACAAAAUGUCCGUCAUACACAAAAAAGAAAAGAGAAGAACUUUGAGCAAAGUAUUUUAAGAGUUUAACAUAUUAUUUCACCCAGAGUACCAGCUGUAGAGUAGUGAUCCCACAUAUUUGUGUCUCUUUUCCCCAUAAGUUGUUUUUUGUUCGAAAUUUUGGUGGUACCUUUAGAUCUCUUUUGAGCAUUUCUAUUUAUACACAAAUUUUGAUUUUUCAUUGGUAUGCCCCUUUAACGGAAUCAAAACCUGACUGGUCACUAUAUUUUUUGUGUUGCCAUAUAUUCAGCAAAAGAUGUAAUAAUAUGAAAUUGUUUUGUCUGAGAUUUUAAUGCUUUUUAAAGUGCACUGUAAAUUAAAUGAAAUACUGUUUCCAUAUCAUUUUUUUCUAAGAUUCUAUAUCCAGUAGUGUUACUGUUUUCCCAUUACUUUAUAUUUAGGACACAAUAUUAUAUAUGUUUUUAUACACAAACUGUUAUUAAAUGCAGCAGAACUAUUUUUAUGUUGAUAAAUAAUUUUGUAUUCCAACAAAACAUAAGUUCUAAUAACGUAACUGUAAAUUUUAUAAUGUUUUAAAAAUAAUUUUCUUUAACCUAUGAAUUCACCCUUAGUUUUAUACCUAUGUGUCAUUAUGAAUAAACUUAUUAAAAACA